Molecule: messenger RNA, 1469 nt
Organism: Paramecium sonneborni
Lineage: Eukaryota; Ciliophora; Oligohymenophorea; Peniculida; Parameciidae
Source: the annotation of a GenBank genome assembly
AAAAUAUGUAUUAUAAUUCAUAAGCAGGAAUGUCCUAAAAGUACUACUAACCCUAAAAGCCUUUUGGCUAUUAAGGCUAACCUAAUCAAUCUUAAACUAUGAAUAGCAGAUAUGGAAAUCCAUAUGCUUAACAGAUGCCCUAAGAUGAUUAUUUAAGAGAUUAUCAUUAAAAAUAUGAUAAUCAUCUAAAUGAUAUGCAAAGCAAUGGAUAAAUAUUGUCAGAUCUUGAAUUUAGAUUAGAUGAAGAAAGGAAAAACAUGAAAAAUGUCAGAUAAUAAUUAGAGAAUAAUUUAGAGUCUGAAAAAUAAAUGAGAAUAGAAUUUGAAAAUAAAAUAAUAGGUUAUAGAAAUGAAAUCUAAUAAAAGGAUAAUUAUAUAUAAGAAAUAGAGUAUAUAAUUAAAUAUAAUUAGAUAUAAAUUAUAAGAUGUCAUGAUGAGAAAUGAUUCUCUAGAAUAAGAGAAUGCUGUCAUGAGAAAUGAAUUUAUAAGAGGAUAAGAGUAAUACAAUUAAAGACUAAGAGAAUUUGAAGAUAGAAAUAAGUAAUUAAAUAGGUAUAUGUUUAAAAUUUACCAAGAUAAUUAUAAUAAAAUGAUGAAAAAUUUAGAAUUGAAUUUGAAAGGAUAAUGAAAUCACAUGAAUAAAAAGUAUCUGAUAUGACUUAAACUCAUAAAAUUUAAAAAGAAGAUGCUGAAGCUUAGAUUAGAAGUUUUAAGACUCAAAUAUAAGAUUUGAAUUAAGAUAUAACAAAUUUAAUGAAUGAAAAUAUGACAAUAAAAAUGGAAGCUGAAGAAAAUAUAAGAGAAACUAUUGUAAGAGUUUAGGAUGAAGAAAUGAGAAAAUAUUUGGGACAUCUAAGAAAUAUAGAAUAAAAAUUAAAAGCUUCUGAAGAUGGAAGAAGUAAAUUAGCUAAAGAUUAUGAUAAUACUUUAUAAUAGUUAGCUGAAAAAGAUAGAUUAUUAAAAUAAAAAUAAAUGGAAUUUGAUUAAAACUAAACAAGACUUAAAUAAGAUGUUAGUGAACUUGAUUUUUAAGUUAAAUCAACAAAUUAAGUGAGAGAAAAACUAAGAAAUGAAUUAUAAGCAAAAGAUUAGAUAAUAAAAUAAUUACAAGCUGAAAUAAUAGAAUCAUAAAAUAAAUUGAAAAAAAAUAAUGAAUAUUUUACUCAAUAAAUUAAUGAAAUUCAUGAAAAUAACGGUUAAGAGAAAAGAGCAUUAGAAAAAGAAAAGGAUGAUUUAUCAAGAAAAUUAAAUUAAUCAGAAGAAGUAAUUCUAUUAUUAUAAAUGUAUUUAGACUAGAAGAUAAAUGGAAGAGCAUAUUGAUAGAUUAAAAUUAUAAUUAGAAGAAUUAGGAGGAUAAAUUCAUUAAAAUAUAGAAAGAUCAAUUUAUUAGACUAUUAACUAAACAAACUUUUCGAAUAAAUUCGAAAAUAGAAGACCAUAUCAACCAUAAAAAUAUCAAUGAAAAAUAUG